This is a messenger RNA of Rubroshorea leprosula, 578 nucleotides long. The record is from the annotation of a GenBank genome assembly. NCBI's taxonomy places the organism in Eukaryota, Viridiplantae, Streptophyta, Magnoliopsida, Malvales, Dipterocarpaceae.
AUACAAUCCUUGUGAAAAGGAGACCCUAAUUUAGUGAUAGAGAAACCUUAGUUUCUUGGAAGAUGGCUGAUGGUGAGCAAAACCCCCCCGCAAAUAUGGCCCCAAAGCCGAUAACUGUUAUGGAUGGGAGUGAAGUGUAUUUUAGAAUCAAACCUCAGACGCAAUUUCAUAAAUUGAUGAAUCAAUACUGUCUGAAAACUUCGUUGGAUGUCAACUCUGUGACAUUUUUGUUUGACGGCCGUCGCCUCCGACCGGAAGAAACGCCAGAAAAGGUGGCAAUGGAAGAUGGAGAUGAAAUCGACUGCUUGUUGCACCAAGUUGGAGGUGGCGGAGAGGAUUUCUAAUGGAUUAUCAGAGUUUGAAUUGCUUCAUUAGGCUCUAGGGUUUUGAAGCACAAUAAUGGCUAGAUGAUGAUAGCCUUACUGCAAUGUGUAAUAAAAGCAAACCCAAUACCUUCCUUUUGGCCUUUUUCUGGUCUAAACUGUUUUUAGUAAUUUAAUCGUUUUUCUGGAAUUAAUGAUUGGGAAUAUCAUCCUUUUAAUACAUUCUUUUGAAAAUAAUCAAUCAGUUAUAAUUUC